AUGACGAUCAAAUUAUCAAUCUACAUUUGUGUUGUAUUGUUCGGUUCUACAUCAUGGUUGAGUACGAAUUCAAUAUGGUUGGAGCUACCAUUACUCACUGAGAAACUACCAGAAGGAUGGAGUUUACCGUCGUAUCUGGCCGUUAUCGUACAGACAGCUUCUAUUGGUCCAUUGGUCUACAGCAUCAUACGUAAAUUUUCAAAAAUAUCCAUUCCAGUACCAACUAUAAUUUUAACAUUACUUAUAUUUUGCUGUUCGUGUACCGCGUUGAUGGCACUGUUUUGGUCUCAGACUAUCUUCCUGUUUGGGCAAAAACGAUCUGUAAUACUAAUGAUCCUACUUUUUGGUAUGGCAUCAGUCAACGCAACAUCAAAUAUCCUCUUCAUGCCAUUUAUGGCUACAUUUCAUGCUUCUUACUUAACGGCGUACUUUGUCGGGAUGGGUUUAAGUUCUUUAUUUCCGAGUAUUAUUUCGAUUUUGCAAGGUAGUGGUAAUGAUUGCGUCGUUGUAAAUGGGACGUCAAUACAAACCAGUGGCAUUUUACAAUUUGGUAUUCCGGAAUUUAAUUUUAUAAUGCUUAGUUGGAUGCUUCUCGCUACUGCUGCAUUUCUUUAUCUGAUCCAUUUUAAGAAUGCUGAAAAAAAAGGACCAUUAACGGAUCAAUUGUCUGUGAAAUUAUCGAUGCCAGUUGACGAACCUGGCUCAGUUAGUGGUAGUGAAUUUAACACCCAGAGUGUUAGUUUGAACACCCAGAGUCAGUGUACUGAAACACAUAUCGCUGAAGACAGAUCGCACACUGAUAAGUUAAGGCUGGGAUUAUUGUUAUUUUUGAUGGCUGCUAUAAAUGCUCAAAUGAAUGGAAUAGUUCCGAGUGUUCAAAGCUAUGCAUCUUUGCCUUUCUCUCAGAAAACAUAUCAUUUUGGUUUAACAUUAUCGAAUAUCGCGUCACCGAUUGCUUGCUUUUUACCUCUUUUUGUGAAAAUUACUAGUUUAUCUGUAUUGGUAUCGCUAACGAUGGUUUCAACAGUACUAACCGGAUUGAUUGUUGCUUUUGCAGUCAUGAGUCCGACACCUAUUUUGCAAUUUUCUACAUGGGGAUCUGUCCUCAUUAUAUCCAUAGUGGUUUGCUCUGAAUCAUUGAAUGCAUUUCUUCGAACAGUUCUAGCAACUUUGUUGGGUGAUAGUGCAACUGACAAUGAAAUACGACUUUUCUGGGGUGGAGCAUUUAUGCAGAUUGGAUCACUUCUAGGUUCCAUUGCAAUGUUUCCACUGAUCAAUAUCUUUCAUUUAUUUGUUUCUGCACCGCCAUGUCAGUAAGAGAUGUGCCUAUUAGAUUUUUUAUUUCAUUGCAUUUCUUCAAACACUCUGUAUCUGCAGUAAUCAAG
Molecule: messenger RNA, 1385 nt
Organism: Loa loa (African eye worm)
Lineage: Eukaryota; Metazoa; Nematoda; Chromadorea; Rhabditida; Onchocercidae
Exons: 8
Coding region: 1-1317 (438 amino acids)
Biological process (GO): riboflavin transport
Cellular component (GO): plasma membrane
Molecular function (GO): riboflavin transmembrane transporter activity
Source: RefSeq, a predicted model, not a curated record